This is a messenger RNA of Colletotrichum destructivum, 1690 nucleotides long. RefSeq names its product Putative alcohol dehydrogenase, zinc-type, GroES-like superfamily, NAD(P)-binding domain superfamily. Gene Ontology annotation, molecular function: oxidoreductase activity; zinc ion binding. The record is from RefSeq and is a predicted model, not a curated record. The transcript is spliced from 10 exons. NCBI's taxonomy places the organism in Eukaryota, Fungi, Ascomycota, Sordariomycetes, Glomerellales, Glomerellaceae. The coding region runs from base 109 to 1176 and encodes 355 amino acids.
GAUGCUGAACUCAAGCACCUCCUCACCUUAUCCCCCUCAGUGAGCUUUCUUCUCUCUAUACUAGCAACCUAAGCAGUGUCCAAAUCCCAAGCUAGCAACUUUCCCAUCAUGGCGAACCUUUCGAACCUCCCCAAGCAGAUGAAGGCUCUCCGAUACGAGAAGCCCGAGGAUUGGUCAAUCGUCCAGGUCCCUCUGCCAGAGCUCCGGGAGAACGAUGUCCUGGUCAAGGUUCGCGCGUGCGGUGUUUGUGGCACUGACUUGCACAUCCACGAGGGAGAGUUCAUUGCCAAGUUCCCCCUGAUUCCCGGCCACGAGACCGUUGGCGUCGUCGCCGCUGUCGGACCCAAAGUCAAGGACUUCAAGGUCGGCGACCGUGUUGCCGCCGACAACAGUGAGCUCUGCAAUGAGUGCUUCUACUGCCGUCGCGGAGAGCUUCUGCUCUGCGAGCACUUCGAGGCUCACGGUGUCACCAUGAACGGCGGUUUCGCCGAGUACUGCGCCUACCCCGCCGGCAAGGUCUUCAAGAUCAACAACCUCAACGACGUCGACGCCACCCUCCUCGAGCCCGCCUCUUGCGCCUGCCACGGUCUGGACAAGAUCCGGCCCCGCCUCGGCUCCAGCGUCCUCAUGUUCGGCGCCGGCCCCACCGGUCUCAUGCUCGCCCAGCUGAUGCGCCACAACGGUGGCUGCAACGUCACGAUUGCCGCGCCUCAGGGUCUCAAGAUGGACCUUGCCCGCAGCUUGGACGCCGCCGACAACUACAUUGAGCUCUCCCGUUCCGACCCCGAGGUUCAGUUCUCCCAGCUCAAGAAUGACAACCCGUACGGCUUCGACGUCGUCGUCGAGGCCACGGGCUCCGUCAAGAUCCUCGAGGACGCCAUCAACUACGUCCGUCGCGGUGGCAAACUCGUCGUUUACGGUGUCUACUCCAGCUCCGCCCGUGUCUCAUGGCCCCCUUCCAAGAUAUUUGGUGAUGAGAUCACCAUCCUCGGAUCUUUCUCCGAGACCUACAUGUUCCCUGCCACCAUUGACUACCUCGACUCCGGCAAGGUCAAGACCAAGGGCAUUGUCAACAAGACCUUCAGACUCGAGCAGUUCGGCGAGGCCCUCGAGUCCAUCAAGAACAAGAGCGCCAUCAAGGCCGCCAUCGUCUUUGACGACGCCACUGGAGUGUAAGCGCUCUCUGUGCGCACAUUAGCAUGACAGAAGCAUCUCUCCCACACAUAUGCACAUGAGCGAAUAUCUUUCCCUUCGAAAAAAAACAACAACGAAAAAACCCCAUAAGAGUUGUAGUUGCCCACGUGCAGUUGUCGUUGAUGCUGUUCGCAAAAACAAAAGAAAAAGGUUUAAAUGGGCUUACCUCAUUUCGUACUUUUCUUUCUAGGCACGCAUCGAACCGGUGUCAAAGGUUGGCGGGACGGCUGUAGAAGUAGAGUGGAACGGCGGGUGUGGUUCUUGAUCUGUUGUUGUUGUUGUCGGUGUUGAUCGAACUGGGCAGUUUUGACGAUUGGCGGUUGGGCCGGUGAGCGGUUGAGAUUUACAAAAAAAAGUUGGUGCAGAGGGGACGGUGUUUGAACGGUUGAUGAAUGAUGACGACGAUUGCUAGUCCAGCCUUUGGGGGGGGGGCUUGAUCCGAUUCGGCGGUUGCGGAAGAGGAAACGAUAAGAAAAAAGCAGGCAACAAAAAACUU